Messenger RNA from Arachis stenosperma, 3855 nucleotides. Its product is annotated as receptor-like protein 7. The record is from RefSeq and is a predicted model, not a curated record. Bases 354 to 3689 code for a protein of 1111 amino acids. Lineage: Eukaryota; Viridiplantae; Streptophyta; Magnoliopsida; Fabales; Fabaceae. Gene Ontology annotation, molecular function: protein binding. The transcript has a single exon.
CAAAUAGCAUUCUACAGAUACAUACACAGAUACAUAGAUAGUUGAACCAAAACAACGACCUAGGACAUGGUUUACUUUGAAUGAAUCUGCAACAAAACUUCUUAGUAUGUACUUAUGUUAACUUUGACCAAUUACAAUUCUUGUUAUAACCUUCUAUCUUACUCCAAAGUCACCCUACUUUUUCUUUUACUUUCUACACUUUUUGGCGGACGCUCUUUCCCAAACUUAGAAAAUAAAUGCUCUAAAACACAGAGUAGAAGGAUCUUGUUCAUGGGUCUGGCACUUUAUGAUACAAUUAUUAGUUUACUCACUUCUUUUGUCUUGUGUUGGACCGUACCCAAGAAUACACACCAAUGAGAAUUAGAUUACAUUCAUUGCUUCCCUUCAUUCUCUGCUAUGUGAUAUUUAUCAGUAUUCACAUUUCUGUCAUCUCUAGCCAAUGUCUUCCAGAUCAACAAUCAUUGUUGCUGCAAUUGAAGAAGAGCCUUGAUUUCAACAGUACAAGUUCCAGCAAACUGAACUUUUGGAAUCAAAGUUCUGAUUGCUGUGAUUGGAGUGGUGUAAGUUGUGAUAAUGAAGGACAUGUUUCUGGUCUUGAUCUUAGUGGAGAAUCAAUCACUGGUGGAUUCAACAAUUCAAGCAGCCUAUUCAGUCUCCGUCAACUGCAGAGAUUAAGCUUGGCAGUUAAUAAUUUCAAUUCUGUGAUUCCUUCAGCAUUUGACAAGUUGGACAAGUUAACUUACCUGAAUUUGUCAUAUGCUGGGUUCGUGGGGCAGAUUCCGAUAGAGAUUUCUAAGCUGACAAGGUUGGUUAGUCUUGAUAUCUCAUCUCUUGCCUAUUUGACAGGGCAAGAUCUAAAACUUGAGAACCCAAAUCUAAGAAUGCUUGUCAGCAAUCUGAGCAGUAUUAAGCAAUUGUAUCUGGAUGGUGUAACUAUAACUGCUCAUGGAAAUGAAUGGUGCAAUGUUAUGUUGUCGCUGCGUGGAUUGCAAGAAUUGAGCAUGUCAAGUUGCAAUCUCUCAGGACCCAUUGAUGCUUCCCUGGCAAAUCUUGUGAAUCUCUCAGUCAUUAUUCUUGAUGAGAAUAAUUUAUCAUCUACAGUGCCAGAAACCUUUGCCAAUUUGAAGAAUUUGACCACCCUUAGCCUUUCUUCAUGUGAGUUGAUUGGAACGUUUCCACAAAAGAUCUUCCAGGUUAGAACACUGUCAUCCAUUGAUAUAUCAUUCAAUUCUAACCUUCAAGGUUUCUUUCCAUCCUCCCAACUGAGUGGAGCUCUACAUACUUUAAUAGUAAGUAAAACGAGCUUCUCUGGAACACUUCCUAGUUCACUAUCAAACCUCAAAGGCCUCAGUUACUUGGAUUUGUCAUUUAACAACUUCACUGGUCCAAUCCCAUCUUUUGGAAUGGCAAGAAAGCUUUCCUACAUAGAUCUUUCUCGUAAUAAUUUUAGUGGGUCAAUUCCAUCAUCUGCUCACUUUGAAGGACUACAAAAUCUCAUCAGCAUCAACCUGGGUUACAAUUCCAUCGGUGGAAAAAUUCCUUCAUCUCUUUUUAGACUCCCAUUACUGCAGAAGAUUCAACUUUCCAACAACCAAUUUGGUCAAUUGGAUGAACUCAAGAAUGUUUCUUCCUCUAAGUUAAACACUCUUGAUUUAAGUAGCAACAACAUAUCAGGUCCAAUACCAACAUCCCUCUUCCAGCUCACAGGACUCUCUAUCCUCCGGCUUUCCUCAAACAACUUCACGGGGUUGAUGCAGCUAAAUAAGUUUUUGGAGCUCAGAAAUUUGACCACACUGGACCUUUCGUACAACAACUUGUCUGUCAAUGUGAAUAUCAACCUAUCUUCCGUUGCAAACAUUAGCACUCUAAAAUUGGCAUCCUGCAGUUUGAAAGCUUUCCCUGGUUUCUUGAGGUACCAGUCUAAAUUAUCCACUCUAGAUCUCUCAGGCAACCAAAUUCAAGGAUCAGUGCCCAACUGGAUUUGGAAACUUGAAAAUCUUCAAAGCCUUAAUGUGUCUCACAAUUUUCUAACUGGUUUCGAAGGGCCACUUCAGAAUUUUAGUUCCAAUUUGGCAGUCCUUGACCUUCACUACAAUCAACUUCGAGGGACAGCUCCUGUUUUUCCUAAAUCUGCUGUCUAUGUAGAUUACUCAAACAACAAUUUUGGCUCCAUUAUCCCAUUUGAAAUUGGUGGUUACCUGUCUGGCACAAUUUAUCUUUCUCUUGCAAAUAAUAGAUUCCAUGGCAGCAUCCCUUAUUCCAUCUGCAAUGCCUCUAGUCUUCAAGUUCUUGAUUUUUCCCAUAACAACAUUUCAGGCACAAUUCCCUAUUGUUUAAUAAGAUUAAGUCAGAUGCUUGGGGUGCUGAAUCUGCGCCAGAACAAUCUCUCAGGCCUUAUCCCGGAUGUGUUUCCAGCAUCUUGUGCUCUGAGGACUCUUGAUCUCCAUGGAAAUAAAUUAGAAGGGCAUAUUCCAAAAUCUGUUGGUAAUUGCACAACACUAGAGGUGCUGGACCUUGGGAACAAUCAAAUUACCGAUGGAUUUCCAUGUUCAUUGAAAAACAUAUCCACUCUCCGUGUGCUAGUAUUGCGAAAUAACAACUUCCAUGGCAACAUUGGAUGUCCAAAAACCAAUAGUACAUGGCAAAUGCUUCAAAUUGUUGAUUUGGCCUUUAACCGUUUCAAUGGUAUUCUACCUGCAAAAUGCUUCACAACGUGGGAGGCUAUGAUGCAUGAUGAAGACAAUGCUGAUUCCAAAGAAAAUCAUCUCCGAUUUGAGGUACUUAAAUUUGGUCAGAAAUAUUAUCAGGAUUCGGUAACAGUUACAAGCAAAGGUCUAAUGAUGGAGUUAGUUAAAAUUCUAACUGUCUUCACUUCCAUUGACUUUUCAUCUAACCAUUUCCAAGGAGAAAUACCAAAAGAACUGUUUGAUUUCAAAGCACUCUAUGUGCUUAACUUAUCAAACAAUGCUCUUUCUGGCCAGAUUCCAUCAUCUAUAGGGAAUUUGAAACAGCUCGAGUCACUAGACCUCUCAAACAACACAUUACAAGGAGAAAUUCCCUCUGGGCUUGCAAGUUUGAAUUUCCUUUCAGUCCUGAAUCUCUCAUUCAAUCAGCUGCAGGGAAGUAUCCCUAUGGGUAGCCAAAUCCAAACAUUUUCAAAUUCUUCUUUCCUUGGUAAUAAAGGAUUAUGUGGGGCUCCUUUGACUGCAAAAUGCAGUGAUGUCAGUCCAGCAGGAGCUCCAAGAAUGAAAUCAGCUACUGAAUUUGAUUGGCAGUUUGUAUCCACCGGAGUUGGUUUUGGGGCUGGAGCAGGACUAAUUGUUUCACCGUUGAUGAUUUGGGAUCGAGGAAGAAAAUGGAGCAACAACAGCAUUGACAGGUUUCUUCUUCUUCUUCUUCCAAUGUUUGGGUUAUCAUACACACCUAAUGAUGAUGAUGAUGAUGAUGAUGAUGAUGAUGAGAAGGAGGAGGAGGAGGAGGAGGAUGACACAGAAGACAGGAAUUCGUAUAUGACAGAUGAUGACGAAGACAGUGAGGCUUAUGGAAGGCUCAAAGGGUGGUACUGUGUUUAUUGCUCCAAACUUAGUAUCACUCAGAUGAAGGUAAUUCAUGAUCCAAGCUGUACAUGCUUCCAUCACUCAUCACCGCUUUCAACUUCUACACAUUCAUCAGAUUCUUAUUCUCCUUAGUUGAAAACAUGCUAAUAUGUUUCUGUUAUUUUCAUAUCAUUUUUUCCUGAAUGCAUACAUGCAAGAUGGAAUCAUUUAUUGUAUAUGCAUGCUGUACAUACACACAAAAUCAUUUCAGAGUUUGCAACAGAAAAUUUGAGCAAUAAAAGAACAAUGUCCCCGCUGA